AUGUCCGGCGUAGGAUUUGACGAAAAGUCUUCUGAUAGACUAGAAGGAACUCGUUCUGUGGUCGGAGGCUUGAUCUUAAAACAAGGGAACAACAAGAAAACGAAUCAAUCACCCAAAGAAAGCGUCCUUGGUCUGCAAAAGCUGGCUGAAGAGAAAAGGAAGCGAAAGAUUGAAGAAGACUAUGACAAAACGAAACGAUUGAAGGAUGGAUCAUCAAAUUGUAGAGCAGAUGAAUGGGAAGAUGGAAGCGAUGAUUUGGGAGGUCGUGGGAGACUUAGUUCGGGAAGUGGAGAGUUAAAGUCGAAAUCUCGCCACUACAGAUCUAGUUUAGUGGAAACACCUUCACAUACAGGUGGUGUUAAUGAAGAAAUAAGGGAAAAACAAUUGAGAAGAUUAGAAAGGGAUAGAGAAACGAGGAGAGCUGGGGUGUAUGCUGAGUCAAGGGUCAAAGAGAGAAAGGACGCUGACCGAGAUGGCUAUAGACACCGAAAUGACAGUUAUGGUGAUCGGGAAAGACGAAAAUAUGAAAAAGGAGAGCGUAGUAGCCGUAGAUCUCAAAACUAUAAUGGAGAUAAAAGGGAUGAAUUUAGGGAGCCAAGAUCUCGCCGAAAUGAAUGGGAAGAAACGCCAUACAGGAGCAGUAAGUCUACAAGAGAUGAAGGUUACACUCCAAGACACAAGUCUAAGGGUAUGAUUAUCAUGCUGUGUCUAGCCUCAUCUGCAGAAUAUCCUGUCACUUCCAAGCUUUAUCUCUUAAAAGGCUGUUUCAUUUAAUAUCUGUACCCCCUGUUGGGGACUAAUGAAAUUCCUCUUGGGUAUCACGUGUUGUAAAAAUUAAGGAUUUCUUUGGGGGUAGAGUAAAAGAACAUGGAAGGCUUUAAUUUCCAUGAAAUUCUUCAAGGGCAGACCCAUAUAUAUCCUUCAGGAGGUAGACCCAUAUUUGAUAGAAGUCUUUAGGGGUGAAUAGAAUUUUAUUCAAUCUUCAGGGGUAAGAAGAAAAGAUAAGUCCUCAACAAGGGGUAUGGAUAUUAAAUGCAAUAUAUUUAGCCAAAAAAGCUUUGUAGGUGGAUGUGCAUUCAUUCUAUAAACCUAAUAUGUGCUUUAUAUGCUGUUCUAAGUGUAUAUCAAAGUGGAUUUGCUGUGACUAAUAAUUGAUUUAAAGGUUUUUUAUCAACCCGAUAGGUGGAUAUGUGGAUAUGUGGUGACAAAGUGGACUUGCAAUAAUUAAUGUAAUGAUCAUGUAAACACAUAUGGACCUACUUUUAGGAACCGCUUUAAAGUGACAAGGCAGUUAUUAACCUGAAUAAUACUUCUGUUAGAUAUUAGAACACCUUCACGGAGUAGUUGGGAUGAUGAGGAGUCGACACCCAGCAGGUCAAAAUGGGAAAUGCCAUCACCCGCCAGAUCUGUUAGUGAAGAUGUAAGGAGUGAAAGAAGGUGAGUCAGUGUAAAGUCAAAACUGCAUUGAGUGACCAUUAUAGUAAGAUGAGCUAAUUCGUAAUGGUAAAAGGACUGAGUGGAGUCCAAUUCGGUCUGUAAUCAUACGAGUUAUUUGUUUAAUCACGAGUAUGAUUACAGACUGAAUUGGACGACACAAAGUUCUGUUACCAAUUAAUCAUAACUUAAACAAAGUUUGUGAUAUGUAAGCCCUUUUUUUAAAUCAAAACAAGAAAUUCCGAUUUUUUUUUGCUAGUAGUGAAAAAAAAGCCAUUUAAGCGCACGCAUGAUGGCGCAUACUGUCCUAUUACUUAGGUAUGACGCGUACUGUCCUAUUAACUGUCCAAUUAAGGCUGAAAUCAGGGCAGUUGAUGGCCAAUCAGAUUUGACAAUUUUGUUAUAGUUAUGAUUAAUCACCGUUAUAAGGCUUUAAUAUAGCCCUUCACUUGGACAACUACAGCUUAGGCAAAUCUAUCAAUUUGUAUUUUUAUUUAUUAGCAAAGUCAACAAACUAAAUUGUCGUUAAAUAUAUUGUGCUUGAUAACUGUUGUUCUCCAUUGUAGAUCACAUCGUAGAGUUGAUGAUACACCUCGUUUUACUCCCACACAUAAAUACAAUGUUUGGGAAGAUGAUCGCCGCAAUACUGGUGCAACACCAAGAUUCUCCAAAGGAAAAAGUAAGGACUUGACUGGUAUCUUACACCAUUUUACAUACAGAAAGUUCUCAAAAAUGAUGAAAUUAUGUAUGUUGUGUUUAGUGUCACAACUUUCUGUGGGAAUAAAGUGCAAAAUAAUUUUUGGAUUAAGUACAGACUGUCACCUACAGUAUAUAACAGAUAGACUUCUUGAGAGGUAGUUACAUUGUAGCUCAGUCAGUCUCCUGUGGGGAAGGUAAGAGUAGUUUAUGAUGGGUUGUAUUGUGGUUCUUUAGGGCUAGGUUGGUAGUGAUUGGUCAAUUGUAUUAAGAAAUUAUGGUCACAUUCCACACAGCUAAAAAUGUACAAUGUGUUUUUAGGAUCUGAUGUUAGGCAUGAAUCACAAUUUCCAUCAGAUGUUGACAGGGAAGAGUGGGAAGAAGAGCAAAAGGUAAUUGUUACUUGUUCAAAAUCAAGUUUUAAACACGGCAUUUUAAAAGCUUGGUAUUUUAGCCAUGGUCCAGUCGUACCAUUAUGAAAGGUGGAUGUAUAAAAUUAUGUUGAACAUUAUGUAGUCGAUGUAAUAUUAAUAAUAAUAUUGUUAUUAUUAAUUUAUAUUAGUGCUAUUCAGCUAAUCUUCCAUAAUUGAGCCUAUUGUUGAGAAUCUUAGAUUCCUAUAAGAUAUUCAUGUAAUAUUAUUAUAUAAUGGAGUCUCUUUAAAUUUGUUGACUAUUACUAUAAUUGUCUUUACAUUUUAACAGAGACUUGACCGUGCCUGGUAUGACAUGGAUUCUGGUUACGAUGAAACACACAAUCCAUUUGCUGAUGUUAGUGAAGAGUACACUAAAAAGAAGGAAGAAAACAUGGCAAAGAAAGCAGUCAAAAGAAUGUCUGCUCAGCAGCGUCAGAUCAAUAAGGUAUAUACACAAAAAGUAACUAGUAUCAAAUAAUUUCAAUUGAACCCUUGUUUUCAUGGUCAUUGCUUUAUUAUUAUUAUUAUUAUUAUUAUUAUCAUUGUUAUUAUUGAUUAUUAAUUAUAUCUAUUUCCUCUUCUUUUAUGUAAGGUUAAGUUACUUCUAUUUUUUAGAAUUUGUAAAUGAAUAGUUUCUUUCUUCACUUAUUAUAUAUAGGUUUGUUUUUGUUCUCUAAUGAAGGCCGAGGGGUUUCUUUUGUAACGGAUGGAAUUGUAGAAAGUGUUUUGAUGAAUUAAUUAGAUUUUUUGUAACAGCAGGUUGUUUGUAAAUAGGAUUUUAAUUGAGGUUUUGUAAUAAAGAUUUUACUAUUUUAUUAUUAAUAAAAAAAAAUUGUUAUUAUUAGUAUUAUUAUUGAUGCUUUAUUACAACAACACAAAUGGUUCACAUGGUCAACGUACUUCGUUAUCCAGUUAUGAGGUCCCUGAUGUCUACAUGUACAUUCAACUUGAUGUUUUGACCAUUAUGAGUUGAAGUUAAUCUAACUUGGAUUUUUUUUUUCUUCAGGAUAAUGACUUGUGGGAGACUAACAGAAUGUUAACAAGUGGUGUAGUACAAAAAUUAGAGGUUGAUGAUGAUUUUGAAGAUGACCAAGAAGCCAAAGUCCAUUUGUUGGUACACAACAUUGUUCCACCCUUCCUGGAUGGGCGAAUUGUCUUCACGAAACAACCAGAACCUGUUAUUCCAGUCAAGGUAUUUGAAUAACCCAGUUUCUACAUUUACAAGUGUGGUGGAGGAGUUGAUGUCGGGACUACCAAGACUUCCUCAAAUACUCCUAGGGUCAGGGUGGGAUUUCAUCUUGGGACCUUCAGAUUUCAAGGCCAAUGCUCCAUUUGAUCGGCCAUGCAUGCUGCCACCUAGGCAUUAUCUCCAGGAGUAGGGUGAUGAAUUUUCAGUUUCUAAGAAAACAAAACUAACCUUGUCUUAUUGUUUGCAUGUUUGAUUGAAAGUUACAAUCAUACAUUUGUACAGAGUUACAUGUACAAUGUAACUGACCAAAUGUGUACACCUUUACUUAUUUGUAGGAUUCCACCUCUGACAUGGCUAUGAUUUCUAGAAAAGGCUGCCAUGUUGUACGCCUGCACAGAGAGCAGAAAGAACGACAGAAAGCUCAGCACAAGGAUUGGGAACUUGCUGGAACUAAACUGGGGAACAUUUUGGGAGUGAAAAAAGAACAAGAGGAGGUACCUUUACUUUUAUUGCAUGAGUAAGCUAAAGAUAGGAUACACAGUAUAUUUUGGCAGUUUUGCCUUGGCCAGCCCACACUUUUUGUGACUAUGUUACAGAACUCAAAAUUUAGGAUAAUCAACUCCAUAGCAAUGGUCCUUGCCUACAGAGGCAUUUUUCAAGUGGUUCCACCAUUCAGUUAAUGUGCUAAACAGUUGUAAUCUAAGUUGUAAACCAGAGGUUGGCUUUAUGGUGUUCCCCAUGUUUUUAUUCUAAAAUCUUAAUGUAUUAUUCCUUGACUACAGCCUCUUGCCGGCCAACUCUGAGUAAACUACUGGAAACCAUUGAAUAUUAAAAUCUUUUAGUGUGAGCGAGGAGCUAGGAGAGAUGGCUGUAUUUGCAGGCUAAUUCUAUAGUCAUCUUUUACAGUCACGUAAAUUGCGGUAGAUGGUGGGAACGUCUUACACCCAAAUGACCUUUUGGUUUUUGCUUGUUGUUUAAGGAUGAUAAAGGAGGUGAAGAAGAUUAUAAAGACAACCAAAAGUUUGCUGAACACAUGAAGGACAAGACUGAGGCGAGCAGUGAGUUUGCUGCUAAGAAAACGAUCAGAGAACAAAGGCAAUAUUUGCCCAUAUUUGCGAUAAGAGAGGAGGUAUGAUACGCUUUUUGCAUGAUUUUUCAGUUUUUCUACUCUUGUCUUCACGUUAUAAAAGGCUUGCUAACUAAUUUAAUGCCUCUUCUUUCGUUUAAUUCCAGCUGCUAAACAUUGUUAGGGAUAAUCAGGUUAUCAUUGUAGUGGGUGAAACUGGAUCCGGGAAAACAACACAACUCACUCAGGUGAGAAAGAAUUCUGUAAGUUCAAAGGUUGUGUGAUGAAUGAAUGAAUGAAUGAAUGAAGCCCUAUGGUUCUUUAUAAACACAGGCAACACGAACUCCAAGGGUGAGCGCCUAGUCUGCGCCUAUAAGAAGUAUCCUACAAUACAUUGUAUGUCUGCAUAAUUCACUUGCCCCAUAUUUCCAACUUUGCAGUAUAUGCAUGAAGAUGGCUACACGAAUUACGGUAUGAUAGGUUGCACUCAACCACGGCGAGUGGCAGCCAUGUCUGUUGCUAAACGUGUGAGCGAGGAGUUUGGAUGUAGACUUGGAGAAGAAGUUGGUUACGCCAUUCGGUUCGAAGAUGUUACUUCAGAGGUAAGGAAAACAACGUUAACCUUUUCUCCUGCGGUACCUGUUCUGUGUCGUUUGUCAUGGACUUUUGCCCUUUGCGCCUUAAACACCUUAGUUUCUCUAUGUCACAUAUAAGCAAACAGUCAGUACUGUCUGUAUUCCAUCUUGUUAUGAAAGAGUAUCGCAGAACUUUUAAGACUACUACAGCCCUUGACUGAGCACCAGGCUCAAGGUUCAAUUCGCCACUUUAGAACGAGAAAGGAACUGGAGCCGAAAUUGUGUCCCGCGAUUGUUUCUGGGAUUGUUAUUGGAAAUGCGCUGGUCAGCUAUUGGCCAAUGUUUUCCCUGUCCUUAGUAACAGUCCCAGAAGUCUUUGCUUGGCACAGUUUCCUUCCCGUUUCUAAAGUGACAAAUUGGCAGUCUUUUUUUAAUAAAGAAGGUUUUUUGUGAGGAGAAAUGUCAACCAGCCCAGUCCAAAAACUUUGCCGCUUGGAGUUGUUUAAAUAAUAUUUUACCACUUAAUGUGCGUGGCACAAAAGGAAGAAGUGAAGAUAAAAAAGAAACGUUUUUGCAAUGGUAGAAUAGCCAAAAGCAUUUUUUUCACUCUUGUCAACUUAGCAUUCCUCUUGCUACUAGGCUUGCUGUUAAAAAGUGUUGUACAUGUUAUUUUCAGAAAACUAUAAUCAAGUAUAUGACGGAUGGUAUUUUGCUUCGUGAGUCUCUCCGCGAGUCAGACCUUGAUCAUUACAGUGUUAUAAUUAUGGACGAGGCUCAUGAGAGAUCGCUAAACACUGACGUCCUCUUCGGUCUACUCAGAGAGGUAAAACAUGCUUCAUGUCAUUUGAUAGCUUGCCUAGCAAACGUUUCUUAUUUAGUUAUGCGGAAAGGUUGGAGCGAGUGCAAAAAAAUGGAAGAAGGGGGAGGGGAAUUUCUCCUCUUCCCCUUAUUGCUCUCAUCCCAACUUUUUGGAAGAACUCGUGCGGAAACGCUUGCGACGCAGGCUGGUCAUUUGCCCGCCAUAGUCUAUGGGAGGGUCAUAUCGCGAGUUUCUUAUUAUCCCACCCAGUUAGACCAACACUCAGCAUCAUACAUUUGUAGGUCGUAUAAGUUUUUCAAGUUGGAAGUCAUUUCUAUCUCUGUAUUUCGACGCUAUUUCAUAUUUUUGUAUGAUGAUAAAAAAAAAGGUAUUGACAACAGCAAUAACAACAACAACGACAACAUCUCAUAUUUAAACACUGUAAAAUUAACUUGCCGAAAAAACUUGUUUUUUUUUUCUCACAGGUCAUAUCUCGUCGAAGAGAUAUGAAACUCAUUGUGACAUCAGCAACAAUGGAUGCACAAAAAUUCGCCGACUUCUUUGGUAACGUUCCAACUUUCCAGGUAAGGGUGAUAACUUUUGUUCGUAAUGGUGUCCAACUGGAGUGGGUAAAAAAGUUCGUCAGUGUUUUGUGUCUUGAGACUUCACGUGCAUCUAUGUUUGUUUGUUUGUUUGAUUCAUGUUUUGAUUCAUUCAGUUGUUUUUUGGUGGUUACGACAAAAGGGUUUUCUUGCCAGCCGAGCUUGCAAAAAAAGGCAAAAGAUUCUCAAACCAUGAAUUGAUGAGGGUGGCUUUUACCCCAGGCUAUAGUCACACUAUACCUGAUAGCUACAGUCCUGGACAAAACUACUUGAGAAAAUGUUUUCAUUAAUGCGCACUACCUAACGCAACAAAACUAUUUCCAAAUCAACGGUUUUGCGUAAAGAACCCCCCCCCCCCCCCAGUUCAAAGUUGCUUCCUACAAAUACUUAGGGAUCCGGCUUUCUUUUGAAGACCCAACAACACUGCUUCCAGGGGGAGGGGGAGAGGGAAGAAUCGGUCGGCUACGAAGUUUAGAAAAAAUGCCCCCCCAAGAAUGCAAUUUUCUCAACAGUUUUGUCCAAGACUGUAGCUCUCACACGGGAACGAAAACCUUACCGGAUAGGGCUUCUGUUUACACAUAAGAACGGUGAUUUCGGCGCGAUUUCUGUAACGAAGGGAAGCUGUACCGCGCUGAUCUCAAAAAUGGAGCAUCGCAUAUUGGAUAAAUUCGGUGCCAUAUUUAAGUACAGUGUGAACAGGUAUUGGGACCGUACCGGGAGUGAAUAAACAGAAGCAAGAACUGGAAUCCACUGAGAAGGCAGAAAAUAUUCAGGAGUGAGGACGCCAUCCGCUCCGGCACAAUGUUAAAAGUGUGUGAACGACUUCUUCCAGUUCUGUGCUGGUACCUUUUCGUGUCAGCACGAAAAGCUGUCGAUAUAGUGUGAACUUAUCCUUGGAAUACCAGGUUUCGGACAUGGCUUCGUCUCUUUGUUAUCUUGCGUUUUCAAUAUGCUCUGUUUGCAUUCUUCUGCUCGGUUGUGAAGAAGCGUUGCGCCCUUGCAGUCUUAUUUGGCAAACAAAUGAAUUCUAGCCACUGCACUAGAAGAAUACUUAUCAAGCACUAUGAUUUACACCUUUCCAGUUCAGAAUUAACCAUAGUUACUAACUAUGAACAUUAUCCUCACUACUGGGUAACUGUUCUUAUUUUCAGAUUCCGGGCCGAACAUUUCCUGUGGAUAUAUUUUUCAGCAAGAAUGUAGUGGAAGAUUAUGUGGAUGGUGCUGUUAAGCAGGCUUUACAGAUUCAUCUCACGCCAGCUAAAGGUAUACAGCUCUUGCCUAGGACGUCAGUUAUUCAACAUUUCGAUUCUUGCGAUCUGAUAUGAAAUGAGAGCGCGAAAACGCCCGAAAGGUAGACCUGCUCGCGCCACUGGCACUGACCAUGUCAUCAUUGCUUAAUCUGCUUUUCAAUGGACUUAAAGCCAAUACGGGGAAAUACCAAAGAAGACGUCAUACUCGUGCAUGCUUUCCACGAUGGUAUAGUGAUACUCGUACACCUAAAAAAUCAGUUGUGUAGGAGCUGCUCGUAAGGUGAAGGUCUCUCCUGAUUGGUCGGAGAAAACAAUGAUGUGUCAGUAUUGUUUGGGGUCAUGGUUAGGCCACUUCCGAGCAGCUGCUAUACAUGACCCUAAAAAAUAUGACUACAACACUUGAUUUCUCCGUUGUUUUUCCGUUUGUACUGCCCCAAACAAUGCUGACUAAUAAUUAUUUUUCGGAAAUAAAGGAAAGAUCAACAUCUCCAAGGAUCAAUGGUGCCAUCGUUUGUUACAUACUGUAUGUGUUUCUUUUUUUAUUUCCCAGGUGAUAUUUUAAUCUUUAUGCCUGGUCAGGAGGAUAUUGAAGUCACUUGUGACCUUAUUACAGGUUAGUACAAGAAACAGUAUUAAAACACAUGUCGCUACGUAUAAAAAUACGGGGGGAGGGGGUUGUUUUAUUUAUUAAUAACGUUAUCCUUACCUGUUUAUUCCUUUAGAGCGUCUUAACGAGAUAGACGAGGCACCUCCCUUGGCAGUGUUACCCAUUUAUUCACAGUUGCCAUCUGAUUUACAAGCCAAGAUAUUUCAGAAAGCCCCGGAUGGAGUCAGGAAAUGCAUCGUUGCAACCAACAUCGCAGAAACUUCCCUUACGGGUGCGGAAAAUCCUUUUGUGGAGAUAACCUUAGUGUACAACAUGUGCAAGAAUUGUCGAAUAGUUUACAAUUUAAAGUUCUUUUUUUAUUGCUAAUAUCUUGUUUUUUGUUUGUCUUUUUUAGUUGACGGCAUUAUGUUCGUUGUGGACUCUGGAUACUGUAAACUGAAAGUUUUUAAUCCCAAGAUCGGCAUGGAUGCACUACAAGUCUAUCCCAUCAGCCAGGUAGAUAAAAACGAUAUUUUUCAAUUUGUGUCCCACUGUGACCUAAAAAUUACUUUUCUUGAACUGUACGAAGGCACGGGAUGUUGUAAACUCGCAAUACUUUUUUGUCGUCGGUGUCUUAAUAAAGCGUAAAUAACUGUCAUUCAGACACGUUUUCGCUAGGAAAAAUUCCUAGGAGAUUGACCGGCGUUGUCCUGAUUUGCGUAAGUGUAGCAAAAAGUCGUAGGACAACAGUCAACGUUUAUUAAGUUGCUUGUGCGGGUAGCUAUAACACAUUUUAUCAUUCCAUUCUCUUUUUUGUUGUCAGGCCAACGCAAAUCAGAGAUCUGGUCGUGCUGGAAGAACUGGACCUGGGUACCGACCUUUUUAACGUUUUGUUGUUGUUGUUGUUUUUUUUUUUUCAUUUUUUAUUUUGUAGAACACUCAACUUACUCACUUAUAGUGGGGACAUAAAUAAAACGAGCAAAGCGAAAAUAGGACGCGCCUUCUCUCUUCAGCACCCGCGCGUUUUUCGCAUCAUUUUUUACCGAACGACUGCACCACUAUCUUGGAGCCUGGAACAGACUAACUCACUUAUGAGAUGUUGGCCGAAUGCUUGAAGGGAAAAACUAUAUUUCCGCUCGUCCAUGCCUCAUUUGCCUCCUAUUCAUUCAAAGUUAGGCCUCAUUUAGAUGGAAAAAAGUUGUCUCCGCGGUAAAGAGGGUCAGCUUGAGCGAGAAUUUAUAUGGGAGAAAAGUUGACUCCUUUGCCAUUGAAAACAGCGCUCGCGCAUGCUCUGACUAUCUCACCGUGACCGAGUUGCUUGGGCUGGGUGAGUCAAAGUAUCAGGGACCUUAAGCAACGACGACGACGGUUGUGAAAUCAUCACUAAAAAUGAAUUUGCGUCCUUUCAAACUUUACUGCGUCUAUUUGGAACCGCUCAAUUCCUCAAAUGUAGGCGACUUUUCCUGGAGUUAAAUUCUUUAGGGCUUUAUUCAUGUUCAAAUAGAGAAGGGACAUUUUGUCGUUGUAUGUCCACGUCCUCCAUAAAACGUCGCAUUGGGAGGUUUCACGUCGUAUUCGUGCAGUGGACGUCAAAGAAGUGUACUAAAAAGCGUGAUGCACGUGCAGAGCAGUUGUUUUUCUCAUAAAACCAAUUGUUUUUUGACGUUGUUGCUGUUGUCGUCGUCGUGGCUUAAGGUCCCUACUAGCCCGGCUGAGAGGGUGACCCUACCGUCGCCUUCUAGGGGAGCAAACGUUUUGUUUCUGAUGUAAGCGGGUCGCUAAGUUUUUGUAAGGAAAUAUACUAAACUUUGGCUCCUCCAGGGUAGCUAAGAUAGGUGAGUGAACCAUUUAGCCGGGAAAAGUUUUCUCCAUACAAUCGGGUCCUUUUCCUUUCCUUACAGCAGACGCUUAUCUGAUCGUUUGUUCUUUGAUUUGUUUUGUUUUCAGCCAGUGCUUCCGUCUGUUUACCGAGAGUUCCUACAAAAAUGAGCUCUUGAUAUCCACAGUGCCAGAAAUUCAGCGAACAAACCUGGCCAAUGUGGUUCUCCUUCUCAAGUCACUGGGAGUGCAAAAUCUGCUGGAGUUUCAUUUUAUGGAUCCACCCCCUCAGGUACCCCAAUAUCCACAUACAAAUUCUCCAGACUGAUCUCCACACAUUUUCUCAGACUCAGUUGAGAGAAUCUGAUAAAAGAUCAAAGCAUUUCCCUGUUGAUAAAGUUAUUACUUUCCAUUCAUAUGCAAGGAAAAGUUCACGUUUAGCUGGUUCACUGAAAUAGAAGCCAUGUAGAUGUACAUAGCUUUUUAGCGCCGUAUAUGAUAGAUCUCAUUUGUUGAAGGUAUUGAAAAAUGAUAAUUGAGCUUAAAGAACUAUUCCUCGAUCAUAUUCAGCUAUUAUAAUGUCUUGUUGAUCGCUGAUUGACAAUCCUGUUUGUGGUGUAAUUUUACUAUUAUGUAGCUAAGCAUGCCGUAAUCAUUGCACUUCGAUAACUUUGCUUCUAAUUUGUACGUCGGUGACUUUGCAGGACAAUAUCUUAAACUCUAUGUAUCAGCUGUGGAUUCUGGGGGCCUUAGAUAAUACAGGAAGUCUAACCCCCCUGGGACGUCAGAUGGUAGAAUUCCCUCUGGACCCCGCCCUGUCCAAGAUGUUGAUUGUAGCCGUGGAUAUGGAAUGCAGCGACGAGUCACUGGUACGUAUUAUGAAGCUACGUGCAAACGGACGCAACAGCUCCCAAUAAUGUUAAGGGUCAUUGGCCAUCAAUGUUGCGUCCGUUUGCACGGCGUUAAAAGUUUGACCGGUUUCAAACUUUGCGCAACAACAUGCAGCAGGGUAACAUCCAACAAUGUUAAGAGUUGUUCGCCAACAAUGCUGCCUCUGUUUGCGCGGGGGCUUAACGAAGUAGAAAGCUUGGUCCUCACUGGCAUCAUAAGCCUGAGCAAAAAAACAUAUUUUUGGCGCAUACGAGAAAACCCAACCGAUGUGACCGGAAAAGAGAGUUUUCGUGCCGAAUUCCCUUGUUUAUUGUUAUUUCUACUGAUCUUUAGAACUUGUACACUUUUAUCCUCAUUCUUAAGUUGCAGCGGGCCUCACAAGCGUGCAAUUUUCUUAUGCUUGUGUCAGUAGUUAGUACUGGGCUUAUAAAUGGAACAUAUCAGGACUUGCGUGUAAACAACCGCCCCCUCCCCCUCCCCAGAGGGGAUGGCUGGACCUCUCUAAACAGGCCAUGAUGGGGUUAUUGAAUGUUGUUUUAUACGAUUCUCUACGUUUUUACUACCUCAUCGGCUCAUGAAAUAUUUUUGAUCUCGUUUUGCAGACUAUAGUAUCCAUGCUGUCAGUUCCAGCCAUAUUUUUCCGCCCAAAAGGAAGAGAAGAGGAAAGUGACGCAGCGAGGGAGAAAUUUGCGGUGCCUGAAAGUGAUCAUUUGACGUUCCUUAAUGUCUAUAUACAAUGGAAAAGCAACAAGUAAGUCAUACACUGUUUGGAUCACCGGUAGCCUUGGAUUGCUCGACUGAAAUUCCCGGUAACUUUUCAGUCCCGAAAUCAAAUAUUCAAAUCAAAAUCUGCGUGGGUCCUGGAGAACAAACCAGUCCAAUUUUGUUUUGUUAACUGUAGUUUGAUCAUGUUAUUGCAAAACCAUUGAAACCUCGAUUUGGGCUCAUUAAUUAUCGGGACUUUCGAUAACCGUGACCCAGCUCACCUGAUCUGUUAAGAUUAAACUAGUUUCAAAAUACCCCUUUCUUAGCUUGUGGAAAAAUCAUUUAGUAACCCUCAGACGUCCCCCUCCGAGGUUUUUCUGAGUUUUUUCCUAGACGAUCAAACAUCAGUACCUAACAUUUUCAGUAGCUGUUCGUUUAUCCCUCGCGCGAAUUUUGAGACCUGUUAAGUGAUGGCCAAGCCACUUUUGUGUGAAAAUACAUGUUUCUUCGACUUCUUUCAACGAUAAAAGUAAAGCUUGUGCAUAAAAUGAUGCGUAGUACUUAUUUAUGUGUUGUUUUACAUGUCGAACACAAGAAAUUACGAAUUCUGGCCGUCUUUACCUGCAUUAGAACAAGUUUAGGACUGGGACACAUUUCUUAGGGCUCUGUUUGACUUCCCUGGAUGGUGCCCUAGCUUAACUAUCCUAAACUGAAAUGUUGGAUUCUUUUGUUUAUUGUUUUUAUUUAGUUACUCUGCCCAGUGGUGUAAUGAACACUUUAUACACAUCAAAGCCAUGCGGAAGGUAUGUAUCAAUUUAUCAUAUUUCUGCUCAAAAGGUGUGGUUAGUGUACCCUCUAAGGAGAAUUUGCUUUAAGGAGGCUCUGAUCUGUAAAUGUUUCUCCAGCGUUUUCCUUUAAGGUUUUAGGGAAGCAAAAGUGAUCUGACUACUUAGUAGUGUUUAAAAUGAUUUGACGACAUUAUCAUGAUGAUGACUGCGAGCGAUAAUAAUAACGAUGGCGACGUUUCAAUUGUAUUACGUUGGGAAUUACCAGCUUAAGCCGCCUCAUGCAAAGGGACGCAACACUGUUGGCCAACAACUCCCAACAUUGUUGCGUCCUUUUGCACACCCUGCUGUAUGUUGUUUCAUGUUCUUAAGUGUUGUUGAGAGUUGUUGCGCAAAGUCUGAAACCAGUGAAACUUUUGAGAUAUGUCCAAGUUUGCACGCAGUAGCAAAAAUUGCAAGUGCAGACUUGGACAUAAGUGGUUUUCUAACUGAGACUCAUGCAAUUGAAACUGCUUUCUUUUAUUUUUAGGUUCGAGAGGUUCGUGGGCAGUUAAAGGAUAUCAUGGUUCAACAAAAAAUGCCCAUUAAAUCUUGUGGAAAUGACUGGGAUGUCUUAAGAAAAUGCAUCUGCUCCUCGUACUUCCACCAAGCUGCCAGACUGAAGGUUAUUUAUUUAAUAUUUAUUUAUUUAAAUAAGCUACAAAGGGUACUGCUUUGAAAUCGUAGUGCCGCAUAUCCAUGACAUGUUCUUUUUUUCUUGACCUUAAAGACGCUGUCUCGUGAACUAGCGCCAAUUCAGCUACAAAAGGACGGUUAAUCGAAGGUUUCAAACGACAAAGCAAAUACAAACGAAGACUCGUUAAAAAGUAAAAGCAAAGUCACGUACCAGAGUGCCAUAAACUGAAAGGCCUUUUCAAAAUUUCAAAAAAGUUGUCUUAAGAUUCGUUCACAUUUCCCAUGCUACUAACCCCUUACCUACACUCAGCUCCAAUUAAAGUAAAAUGUAAUGCAACUUCUAGAAGGUCCUCGUUUUACUUUCUUGUGGUGGGUUUAAAUCUCUUGCCCCAAUAACUCUCAUUUAUUUGUGUUGUAGGGUAUCGGAGAGUAUGUAAACAUGAGGACAGGAAUGCCAUGUCAUCUUCACCCAACCAGUGCUUUGUUCGGCAUGGGAUACACUCCAGAUUACAUUGUCUAUCAUGAGUUAGUGAUGACCUCCAAGGUAAGAAACCUGUUGGAAACUUGUGGCCACCAGUGGUAAAAAAUACACUUGGCGUACGGACAAUAGUUGCCAUAUGGCGGCUAGUGUGCUCUGAAAUAAGUAAUUUGAUACACACACCAGUGGUUAGCUCAAAAACUUUGCUCCUCUGUCCACCGUGUACUUCCCUCGAAGGCAUUUACCUCUGUCUUUUUUCCCUUUCUUGUUGUUCUGUUCCUAUGCCUUGAUAUCUUCGCAAUAUAAAUAUUAUAUAAAGUGUGAAUAAACAGCUAAAACUGAACAAUGUGGGUAGCUGGCUAGGAAAAAAGGUACUGGUAAGUAGUAGCUCAUAUGAUCAGUAUUGCGUCAGUCCAUACGGUGGAGCUCCUGGUUGCUCAACAUUCGUGCAUUACUAUAUACAGUGGAACCUCGAUAUAACGAAGGGGCUGGUAAAAUAUGUUCUCUGUAACGGGGUUUCCUUAUAUUGAGGUUUUUUUUCCAGAUAUUUUACUAUUACUAGAGCGAAAGUAUCGUUCGUUAUGCCAAGUAUUUCGUUAUAAUCGAGGUUCCAGGAUAACAGAAAUUGAAGAUUUCGAUUGUUGUUGAUUAGGGAAUGUGCUAAGGGCAAUUUUUUUUACUGAUCAAUAAACAGGAAUACAUGCAGUGUGUUACUGCUGUUGAUGGUUACUGGCUUGCAGAACUCGGACCCAUGUUUUAUACUGUCAAAGAAUCCACCAAAACACGGCUGGUGAGUGGUAUUUGAGGUUAAGGACGUUAAGCAUCACGUUUACGUCAAACGGCAAACUCGAAUUUGUAUCACGUGACCAAGGUUCCCUUUGCUUGUGGCCUACUGUUCGUUAUUUGUACACAUAAAUUAGUAGUUUCACGCAAUUUUUUAUCCAUAAGAGUUUUCUGAGCCGUUUUAUAAUCUUCUCUUUUCUAUUUUGCGAAAUUCCCAACUUGAAUCUGACGUUUGCCUUUUACUGUAUACGUGAAGCUUAAACUCUUUAUUAGUGUUGUUGAGAAUCCCUUUGAAAAUAAGGCUUACAUCUUAGAAAAUGCUUCACCUUUGCUAUUUACCCAUCGUCUCGCGGACUAUGUCGUAAUUAAAAAAGUUAAAUCUCGAGAAGAGGUCGCGGCCUUAAUUUUACCACCAGAAUAGUAUCAACAACAGACAGUUCUUGAAGAUAGAGCUUUAAGAAGGUAUCUUGGUGACAAGAUGAUAGAAGACAAGCAAGCCACUGGUAUAAGUAAAAUCAGACCCGGCCUUUGUAGCUCUGAGUGGCCAUGUUCUAGCAUUUCAAAAGGGAAGCCCAGGUUGAUACUCAUUUUCUCUUUACGAAUCAUGGCGUUAGAUACUACAGAAUACCGACAGAUUAUCCUGCUGACGCAAUAGGAGCACUGGCGCCGAGAGGCGUCUUUUCUAGUCUCCUCUCGGCUUGCAUUUUUAUAAAUUUUACUCAAACAAAUUAACCUUGGUAAGCUUUAAAAGACAUCAACUUUCCUUCUUUUAUUAAUGUCAUUUCUGUUUUCGUUUGUAGGAGAAAAGAAAGCGUGCUAGGGAAGAUUUAUCAGCUAUGGAAGAAGAGAUGGCAGCCGCAAGUGCGCAGAUAAAAGCUAGAGAGGAAGAAAAACUUGCUAAAGUCACUCCUUCAGUAAGGUCAGUAAAUUGCAUUUAGUCUUUUAAUUUCUCUGAGACGAAUUGUUCUCUCCUGUUUUAACCCUUCCUAUCUAUAAAGUGGUAGUAGAAUUUACCAAAUUUGAGAAUUGUAGUAGCAAAUUUUGCAAGUGUUCGAUUAAAACAAUUGUACUUCUUAGCCUUCAAAGUUACUACUGAGUGUUAAUAGACUUGCUUGCGAAUUCGCGAGUCUUUUGAAGUCUACUGUAAAGAGUCACAUUUCAUAGUUUAGAAAUUUAAGCUUUAAACUAACGUACUGCAUUUCAUUUUUGGCUUUCAAUCACAGGUCUCAAAUUGUUACACCAGGACGUAAAGCCCCUGCAACUCCACGCCGUACCCCUUUCAGAUUUGGUUUAUAACUUCAAUUCAAAUACAUACCUCGCUGCAGACUAUCACUUUACUCUGCCACACAAAGUGGCGCUAACAGUGCGUCCCGGAACCUGCUCACUAUAUUUUCUAUGACUGUACUUAUUUUGUUUGUACUUAUGGUAAGCGAUAGUUUUAGCGCAGAAACUAUUUGGCUUUUAACAGAAUCA
This is a messenger RNA of Porites lobata, 16218 nucleotides long. Lineage: Eukaryota; Metazoa; Cnidaria; Anthozoa; Scleractinia; Poritidae. The record is from the annotation of a GenBank genome assembly.